This is a messenger RNA of Protopolystoma xenopodis, 246 nucleotides long. The record is from the annotation of a GenBank genome assembly. NCBI's taxonomy places the organism in Eukaryota, Metazoa, Platyhelminthes, Monogenea, Polystomatidea, Polystomatidae.
AUGAAACAGGCCAACCAGAUUGCAUCCCAGUUGAGGGAUGCUGCGACCGUCUCACCCCCAGUACAGCUCACUCUCGCCAACCCACAGACCCUGACAGCAGAACUGCCGUUGCCUCCUCUUCACACCCACACACCUACACACACACACACUUGCAUUGCGUUGCUGGGCUGCAGUACAACAGACUACCCACUACACUACAGGGUUAUUGUGGUUCAUUUACACACUCUUCCGCUGCCUCCAGGAUAA